AUGGUACGGGGAGUAACCGGCGACGCCGCGGGAAGUAGCGCCGCCGAGCGGGGGAGGGGGGCAGCCGCGCCACCGCAGUCUGCAACGUGGCAGCGGGUGCGGAGGGCCGGGCAGGGGGCGGCGGCGCACGCGCUGCUACUCUGCUUCACCGCGCUCCUCGCGCUCAAGCUCGACGGCGUCCUCUCGCUCUCCUGGUGGAUGUGUGGUGCUUUAAUGCCUGGACAUGGAGAAACUAUAACCGACGAAGCAAUUUGGGAGAGGCUUCCUUACUUCUGGGUUGCAAUUUCCAUGGUAUUUCUACUUGCGGCUACUUCACUCAUGUUUCUGAAGUUAUGUGGUGAUGCAGUUACUCUGGGGUGGUGGGAUUUAUUAAUUAAUUUUGGGAUUUCCCAGUGCUUUGCUUUUCUAGCAUGCACAAGAUGGUCAAAUCCAAUGGACAUUGGAGGUCCUGUAUUGAUAAUUCCUAUAGUAGUUUUUCAAGUUCUUCUUUGUAUGCGCUUAGAGGGCACUCCAUCUAAUGCACGUUUUAUCCCAAUUCGAGCUAUUUUUCUACCCAUAAUUUUGCUGCAAGUGGCUGCUGUAUCUUUUGCUGUUUGGAGAUUCUUCAACAGGCUUCUUACUAAACUUAAAGAUGGAACUAUCAGUCAAGCACAUAUUUCUGUGUCCUCCAAAGUUGAUGAGCUAUUUAUGAUGAUACAAUAUGGUUCAAGGCUCCUUCACUGGUGGUCUAUUGAUGAAGAUAGCAAAGAGGAACAGGCUCACUUAUGCUAUGCAAAUAAUAUUGGCUAUAGUACUUUUUGCAGUUAUCCACCAGAGGUGGUAAAAGAGAUGCCAAAGGAAGUUCUUGUCAAAGAGGUACAGAGACUUCAACUGACCUUGGAAGAGCAAACUGAAAUGGCAAAUCAUAGCCAACAGCAGUGUGAUAGGCUAAGAAAUGUUGGGGAUACAUAUAGGAUAGCUUGCUUGAGCCUUAAGAAAGCUACAACAUAUUCUAGAGAUGCUAAAGUAUAUGCUAGGGAUAAAGGUAAGGGCUGA
Messenger RNA from Miscanthus lutarioriparius, 1035 nucleotides. The record is from the annotation of a GenBank genome assembly. Lineage: Eukaryota; Viridiplantae; Streptophyta; Magnoliopsida; Poales; Poaceae.